UUUGGAAACGGAAUCUCAUCAUAUUUUUGUCUGAAUAACUGUGUUAUUGCCAUGGUUUCGGAGUUCAUCUUGUUGUUGAUGUAGUUUAUUGUGUACAUCAUCCUUAACAGUUUGCUAGAUUUGAUGACAUGGUGCCCUUUGAAGUGUUGGUUGUGAUGAGGUAAACUUACCAAAUGGCGGGGAUGAUCGUGGCCCCCCUAGCGGUGGGCGAGGACUUCGACAGCUUGGAUGGUGAGGAGGAAGUUGGUGCUGUGGACAGCAAGUACAAUCAUGCUCAUUCAGAAACGGGAAUUAACCAUGCUGGUGCCACUAUCAACUCUGCAUCACCGGAUGCUGGAUGUUUCGACAAUUCUGAUUGGUUUACAGCUGAAUUUCUUCAUGGUUGUGAUGGAGGAGUUGGUGAUGACUCAGAUCUCAAGACGAGCAAUAAAACAAAUUGUGCAAAAUCUGAAAAAGAUAAAUCCAAUAAUAACUGUGUAAAAGAGAAUGAUGUUGAGGAUGAGAAAAUGUGUUCUGUGAUAUGUAAUUCUACAAAGGUUUUUAAGCAGGUGACUCCAAGUCCAAUUAAUUCUGGAAGUCAUAAAUCAUGUACGCAUUCAAGGAGUGCUUCCAACCCGGUGCAUACUUCCACCAAUCAGGAAUUCUUCCCACCGUCGUUUAAGCGGACCAAUAGUUCUUCUAGUAGUGAUUUCUGUAGCAGUCCCACCAUGUCAGUCUGUGAAAGUAUUACCAGCCCAACCAGGACUUCUAGCCAGGCGGUUCUCCGUGGUCGCCAGGCAAGAUGGGAAAUGCAGACGGCUAACAAACCAAUAGCACGACCACGGAGCACUACUCCAAUCAGUAUUGCAACCUAUGAGGAUUACAUUUCAAUAGAAUCAAAAAAAGUAAACAGAAAGGAAAGCCUUUCGCCUGUAAAUAAACUCAAAAUCAUUCUUCCUGGUGAGGAAUUUGAAGCUCGUGUACGAAGCCCCCGAAAGUCUCCAAAAAAAUAUCCAGGGGAGACCUUGUGGUCGAACUUUGAUGAAACUGGUUUAUUCAGUCGUAGUGCCAUAAUCACAGACGUGACCUCGCCCCUCAAGUCUCCCAAGAGAGUCAUCAUGCCAUCGUCUCUUCCAACAUCUCCUGGUGGCCGUAGCUCUUCCACGACUUCCCCAAAUACAUGUAAUUGGAUUGCAUUCGGUGACGAUGAUGAACCAGUGUUGGCCAAUAGCUCAAGUACCGUUAUCUCAGGCUUGUCACUUCAUUCUCAGUAUCAACACGAUUCUUCCCCGCCAUCUCCACCAACGCUUCCACCAAGCCCCUGGUCCUUAGAAUAGAAUCAAGACACCCCAAGUGCCUCUACCUCAAUCAUGAGUGGCGGACUACUGGAAGACUUCAAAGAGUUGACCAGUUCUGCAAUCCCUUCUCAGAAAGGACGACGUCAUGAUUCACACACCCUAAAGGCUCCUAAAGACCCAAGCGCCAAGGGAAGCCCGUUAAAAUCACUCUUGAAUUUCGGAAAGAAAAAAAUCUUGAAGACCGAGAAAAAGGAGGAGAAAAAAGAUAAACACGAGUUACAAAUUGAUGAUUUUGUUGUCCCGCCUGAUCAGACAGUUGAUGAGGAAUCGGAGGAGUGGCAAGCGUUUCAGCAGUUGUUAGCACGUAGUAAGGCAACCGUUGAGGUUACCAAAUCAAACAUAUCCAAGUUAGAAAAAACAACAUCAAUUGGUGAAGGUGCGACGAUAGACGUUCCUAAGCCAUCAGGUGCAUCUUGGGAAGCAUUUGAUGCCGACGAAGACAGUAGUCAAACACGGACUAUAUCUCCGCCGAUCAAAAGUGUAACUCCGCCUGAUAUUAGUUUUGAUGAAGAACCUGAACUGAACACAGGUCUUAUAGAUACCAGUAUUGAUACAAGUUCUCAGUUGGCUGCCUUGAAGGUCUCACCCGUGCCCUCUCCGGCCCACCAGCCGAUCCCGCCGCAUAACAGCAGACGUGAAAGUAUUGACGUAGAUAGAAACAUGGAAGACGACGGAAUCGAAGAAUUGAAUUUAGAAUUACAGACUGUACCAUGUCCUGCACCGGACGUAGACUCUGCGGCUGAUGCUGAUAUAGAUUCCACAGCCGAUCUUCUCGGCCUGUCUGCAGCUUCAACCUCUUCGCCGCCUGAGUAUAAGAAAUCUAGAUCAUCAUCCGUGAAUGAGGAUCUUCUUGCAAAUCUAGGCUUGGAAAAUUUGAGCCCUUCUGGCGAUGUAUAUGAUGGAAUAUUCAGUGGGCAGUCUUCAGGUGUGACAACCCCCGUACAUAGGGACUAUGAUGUCUAUCAUGUCCCGGGUGGCUCCGAGUUUGCUAACCAGCUGGUCGAUGACUUUUUAGGUGUGUCGGCUGAGCCCCCUCCCCCUGUGGCCGAACAGCAGGAUAUCCUUGAUAAAAUUGCUUCACUCGUUCCAAAGAAAUCGGACGGCUCUUCCAAAACAUCUGAUCCUUUUGACUUUGGGUUCGGUGAUGUUGGGUCCACCAAUAAUAAUAUGAACAAUGGCGUAUUACUGGGUGGUGUUACAAACACCGUAUCAGAUACUGAUGAUUUCUUGGGGCUGGGCAUUGAAACUUCCAACAAAACUGACAAUGUUGAUUCAUCCAUGACGACAUCGGCCCACAAUCCAUUCCUUGUAGAUAAUGCUGUGCCGAGUAAUAACACUGGAUUUGCUGAUUCAACACUUGAUGACUUUUUUGGUGUUCCCGCUAAAACGUCUCCGGCUAUAUCAGCUAAUGAAAUGACGGACGAGUCGAGCUUCGAACCUGAGUCUGAUAAAGGCACACCUGAAGAAGAUUUCUUUGAUCCUCGGGCUGCAGCUGGGCAUGAUGUCAAUGUCGCUCCUGUCAAUGGUGAGGUUGACGUCUGGGCAGAGCACGACUCGGCUCCAGCACAAGGGGGCUUGGAAUUUGAGGUGAACUUCAAUGAUCAAGUUGAUGCACCUGCAGAAUCGGUCUCUGAAGUCACGAAAGAAGAUGGCAAUCUCUUUGCAGACACAAAUAAGAACGUGUUUCCUGAUAUCGACAUCAAUGAUGUGUUUGCAAAUACUCAGAACGAUGCCUUCUUCACCCAGGUGGAUGAAGCAGGGAUGAACAAUCCUUUCUUGACAGGAGAUAUGCAGACUGAUGUUUCUGCGGCAUUCAGCACUAAGAAUCCUUUCGUAGAUCACGUUGAUGCUUUGGUAGAAUCGCAACAGCAGCCUGAUUUUGAUGCCGUAUUUGGAGAAGAGCUGGAAAUGCCUAAUUUUGAGUCCGUGUGUGCAUUGAAGGCUGUUGGUUCAUCAAAUGAGUAUGAGGAGCCACCAAAAAAUACAGAGAGGUUGGAUGUGUUUGAUCCAUUCCAGACUAUCCAUCCUACUUCGGGUGAUGAGCACGAACAUGCUGCUGGAGCAGUGUCCGAUGGUGAUGAUGAUGCUGACGAACCUACGAGGGCUAUCCAAGCAUUCAGAAUAUCAGACCCUGCGAAGCAUUCUGGAACUGAAAAUGCAUCACCUGCACCAGCCUUGCCACCUCCACCCAAGACUCAAAUUGAUGCACCACCACGAUUCAACCCGUUCGAUAAACCUGAUUCUUCAAGUUCAGAUGAAGAGGGCCCAUCAUUCCCAAAGCCUAGUGGAGAGGAGGAGAAAUCAGGACCACCAGCGAGGCCUCCCCCACCAGUCAUCUUGACCAAGGUACCGGUAAGAACACCUUCGCCAGAAAUCUGGAUCCCGGAGGAGCUGCCAGUGUUUCAUGAACCAUUCGAGGGCGCUGGUUGGCACCUCAUGAUCCGGCAACCAGCUAAGAAAAAGAUCACGAGUAACCGAUACUGGAAGAAGGUUUGGGUUAAGAUGGCCAAGACUGAGAGCACCCUUCUGAUAACAUGCUGGGAGGACGAACUGGAGAAAUACAAGAUACAGGAGUUGACUGUUCAGCCGGUUUACACGAUAUCUGAGGAGUCGUUGCAGCAAUUUGAUCAGUACGGCAAGAUUCACACGUUUAAGAUACAAUACGUGUUCUAUAAGGAGCGCGUGGGGAUUAGGCCUGAUCGCAUCACACCGCAAAAUAUACAGAAUCUAGUCAAACAUAAGCCAAAGCCAGGUAUGAUUUUGGAUCAUGCACCGCAGAUAUCUGAGUUGAUGAAAUUUGGAAGUUUAGAUCAGGAGGUUUUGCGUUCAUUUAUGCAUGAGAUAGAGGACUCUUUGAUGAAGUUAGUAGCCCAUCGCGAUAAGACACUUUCAUAUGCCAAGGACGAGGUAUCCGUAGAGGUCUGGGAUGAGUACCAGGCCCUUGUUGAUUUCGAGGGACAUGUUACUUUCCAAAAAGCACGCGUGCGUCUCUUUGUUCUAGCAUUUGUGACUGGUAUGCCUGCGUGUGAGUUGGGGAUUAACGAUAAACGUCGAGAUGGAUUGGAGGUAGUAGGCCGCCAUGACAUCAUUCCUCUCAAAACGGAGGAUUGGAUCCGAAUACAGGAUUGUGAAUUCCAUUCCACUGUCGAUCUUGCUGAAUUUGAAAAAUCAAACACAAUACGUUUUCAUCCUUUGGACGCUUGUCAAGUUGAACUUGUUCGAUUCCGCAUUCCGUUGAGGGAAAACAAGGAACUGCCCUUACAGCUUAGGAUGAAAUUCACCGUGACAAAAGCCAAAGAAUCAAAGGUGGACAUUCGUGGUGAUGUCAUGAUUCCGGGAUACUAUAGUUCGGAGGAUGGCCAAGUGCCGUGCGAGGAUAUACAAAUACGCAUCCCCAUUCCUGAAACGUGGAUCUACUUUUUCCGUGUGGAGCGCCGUUUUGGAUAUGGAUCAGUUCACGCUGCGAAAAGGAAGCCAGGUAAAAUCAAAGGACUUGAACGCAUCACAAUGAUGGCUCAGGGAUUUGCACCGCCAUCUUUGAUCGAGGUUGACGUCGGUACUGCCAAGUACGAACAUGUAUAUCGGUCGAUUGUGUGGAGGAUCCCCAGACUUCCUGAUAGAAACCAUGGUGCUUAUAAGACCCAUCUAUUCUCUUGUCACCUUGACCUCGGGCCACACGACGAAAUUCCCGAGACCUACGCCCAGUACUGUAAAGUGGAAUACACGAUGCCCGGUUCAACCGUCUCAAAAUGCGCCGUACGGUCGAUAUCUUGCGAGAAUCCCACGCCACCGGAGAAAUGGGUGCGGUAUAUCGCAAAAUACGACUACCAAGUUGAGAUGGACAAUAUACUGAAGGAAGAUCCUGAAGAGGGAGCUGUCGCGGAGAACAAGGAACCGGCGAUUGAACAGGAUUAUGCCAUCUAAAGCGUCAAAAUACUCUCUGUCACUGUGUUAAUAUUGUACUGUAUUAAAUUUCUAUUGUGAAGGAAUGAAAUCAAAUAGCCGAAGGGUAAGUUUUCUAUUUUUACAAAUGUUUUAGGAUUUGACUUUGAUCACAGCGUCAGAAUGUAUUAGACCAUCCUGCGGGUUGCGUUUUUGAAACCUUUAGCAAAAGUUCAGUUCAGCUCGGAUCCUACUUGCCAACAUAUAGUUACCAUUAUGCCGUGUAUAAUUUUGCUAUUCUAAGUCAAAGAAAAUCAGGGCUGAAAAAUCUGAAAUAGGCGUAGUUUUGCUUUCAAUUGCCCAUUGACCCAAAGUCAACGAGUUACUAAGCCAUGUGCUAGAAAACCAAAUUGAUAUGCACUAUCACCUAAAAAGGGCCAAAUCAAAGAGGUACAAUCAAACAGUUUUGAAACGUGCUUGCCUAUAUUUUACAUCCUGCCGUUUUACCUGGUGCGAAAUUGACAUGUGGUCACAACAAAAGAUGGGAUCAAGGAGAUAAAUAAUUACUAAGAUGACUGAUAGAGAUGGAUUUAUGACAUUGGUUGCCAUGGUAAUGAUUAUAUGUGAUAUCUUGUAUUGGCAGAGCACUCCUUGUUGGAUCCUAUCUAUUACUUUGAAGGAAAUUGCUGGAUCAGAUUGGCAGAUGAGCCGGCGCGGUGUUAAUUAGAGAAAAAGAAGCCUGAGGGUAAUUGAUGAUCUGCGAGCUGUUUUCCCGCCAAAUGUGGUAAUCAAUAAGAACUUCUUCAAAAUGAAUUGACUGAAUGCCCAUUUAAAACAUGAGAGGCUAUUCUCUGUGAAACAAAGAACAGACUCCCACCCUUGAAAUUGACAUUCACGUUGUUUGAAGAAGUGCUUAUUGCUUUUGGAUUUCAACUUCUAGCAAAAUGGUGGUACCUCAUGGUCAUCCCCUAACGCAAAAUAAUAUCUAAGUUUCUACCUAGUUUCUUAAGGCUUAAUCAUGUCAAAGUUUCUACCCAGUUUCCUUGUCGAAGUCAUCCCCAGUCGUGAAGGGUUAAAUGGAUCAUGUUAUGUGUCAUUUUAUACUAUGAGAAAGAUCCAUACUCGCAUCUUUCCGAUGGGAAUUGUUGUGCAAUAUCAUCAUACAUUGUAUUCAUGUAAAUGUCUGUACAUUCAAGUCGAUAUUAGGUUUUCUACUUACGGUUAUCCCUUUGGGGUAUACAAAGGGAGACUUGGAGGAAUAGAUGAAUUUAGAAUUUAGAUAUAGAUCUGUCACCAUGGAGAGUAGCCUUGGCCAUCAUGAGAGUUCAUGAGGACGCGAUUUACCUUAAAUAUUGAAGACAUGAAACCAAUAUCAUUUAUCGAUAAAAUAUUUUUUUAUUGAAAUAGUGAUUGGGUAAGGUAUCUCAAUGGGAAAUUCUAAAUAUAGAGUGGUUUAUUUUCUAUUGGUGAACAACCAGGUUUGAAACUGGAGCAAAUAGAAACCACAAUGGUAGAGCAUCAGACCUGACUGAGGUACCAGCAAUGCCAAAUUUGUCGCUGUUUCUCGGACAGUUGAAGUCUCAUGAUUGCUUAAGGAAGCUCAGUUGAAUAGCAUGCACAAGUGUAUAUCAAGAGGAUAGUAGAUCUGUAGAGAAAGUACCAUGUGUGCCUAGAGUUGUGUAGUUAUUCUAGUACUAGUACUAUGCAUUGUAGCUGUGCUGUUGGUCAGCGAUAGAUGAAAUCACCAACCAAUUCUCUGGUCCCUUUCCCUUCAUUGUUUAACCUGAUGGUUGCUAAAUGUGUUUGAGGCCUGUUUGUUCCAGCAACUCGACGGUCCAAUUAGCAUGAUUAGCGUGCAGUUGUAGCACUGGGAGAAAACUGUAAAACCUUUCUUCAAGUGAUCCUAUAAAGCUCGAACAUACCGCAGUGAAUAUCAAAACGAUCGAUAUGAAAAAAGCACAUUUCCUUGUUUCCUUUCAUUAUUGGAUACUUGGAGCAUUGUGAAAUUAACCGUGGACGAGGUUUCCUAUGUCAUACAUGUAAAAAAAACGUGCUCAAAAAGUUCGGCAAUAUCUGCAUAAGAUGCUACAACUGCAAAUGAGGACAUCCAGACAUUGAACCCCAGAAGUGUUUCACAAAAUUCACUCUCAAUUCUUCUCGUUUUUUUCCAAAUCAACUUUGUUGUCUUCUUAACUUUCUCUUUCUCUUCUUUGACUAGCUCUAAUGAUGUGAUAUUUGCCAGUUUAUAGUUUAUGCAACAUUUUUCAUGGCAAUAAUUGAUUUGGUACAAGACAUUAGACUAAAUCAAAUGUUAGAAUCGGGUCGUGUAAUAUUAGUCAAAUGUUUUUAUAAACCAUACAGCAAGUUAACAGGAAUGGAAUUGUAGGUAUGACCAUGUUAGUCUGAACUGGUAGGGCUAUCAAGAUUGUCCAAAGCUGCAAGUUGUGAGUAAGGACUUGAAUGCUCUUCUAUCUUGCAUUGUGUUUUUGGUGAGCCAAAUAAAAGUUUUUCACAGAGCUGAACAAUAAUCUACAAAUGAAUGAUCAUUACCAGUGACCAUCCUAGGGUAUUCUCAAGCUGCCACCCCAUUCCUGUUGACUUGAAGACAUUUUAUAAGCUUAUUUAUACAUGGUUCAAAGUGAUUCACCCCUUGAUCAAGUGAAUGGUCAGCCACACAAUGGUGAUGAGUGGAUGUUUCAUCAACAGGCACAGUGACACACUGAGAAGCCACACAGAUUGUGUGAGCUAACGGUUUUUUCUUUUGCAGCUCUGACAGCUGCAAGUUUGGAUAGGACUCUGCUAGCUGUGGCAGCUCUGGUUAAGUGUCAUGAUUGCCAAUCAGACGUACACGAGUUAACAAGGCUGAAUCAGGAAAUGGCUUAUUAUUUAUUCAUUCUGACUUGGACCAUUGUGUGACCUGACCAUAGCCAGGUGUUGAUUAUUGGUUACGUCACAUACUAUUCAGUUUUUAUACCUACCCCACGGUGUACCUUAUAUGUGAUCUCUGUCUAGUUACGAUGGACUGCAAUAGAUAUUAGGUGUGAUAUCAUGGUGAAGAAUACUCAAUGUUUAGAUGCAAUGUACAUGUAAAUCUGAUGUAAAUGAUGUAAUGUUGUCGCUGUGUAAUGCAAUGUAUGUAAUGUACAUAUCAAACAUUUGUUAUACAAGAAAUCAAUGUAUUAAAAUGGCUGUCGGUAGGCUGUCAGUACACAGGCCGUAGCCUGCAGGGAUGGGAGUGGCACAAGAAGGCAUCAUCAAGGUAGACGGAAAACUAAAAGUACUGAUAGGAUAAACAGUAAUCUGAUAUGGUUAAAUUUCCUUCUUUUAAAACCUCUUCUUCCAUUUUUAAUGCAGUGAAGUUUGUUCUCCCAACAGUAUCACUUGAUGCAAAUCUACUUGGCCAAGUUCCUCAGUCGGUGUUAAGAGACAGACGUCAGCAUUACCUCAACUGAGCAUUGGCUACUGCAGUAAAGUUCAUUUAAAAUAGUUGCGUUACGACUUAAAGGGUAACUCGUGUCAAAUUUCACCAUAUAAUGUUUUAGCUGUUUUUGACAAAUGACUACGUCACUUCUCAUAAAUCGGUAAGGUUUUCGAAUCGAAAUGCACAUUUUCUAGAAAUUGAUGGUUUAAUCCCGCCCGGACGGCUCGCUUCGAUGCCGUUUUCGUUGAUGACGUCACAACAUGAACAUUUUCGCGGUCGCGGUGGUUUACAUACAGCGAUUUUAUAAUAAAUCUAAUCAAAAAUGGAAAACUUGAGCUUUACAUUUGUGAUCAACAAUUAAAACGGACGUAUUUCCGCAAAGUUGUAAAUGACAUCAUAAUAUCACUUUAAGCCAGCGUUACUGCUCAGGCCAAUUGAUCACCAAGGCCCUUUAUAGGUUUUUUAAUAAUUUGCCCUUCCCUUGUUGCUCCUAACAGGCUAUAGCUGACUAGAAUAAAGUGAUAACGAGAGCCACCACUUGAAUAAUCUCUAAAUCUGUACAUAUACUCGCCAAAAGUGUUAUCAAACUUGACUCAAAUUCUCUUCACAGUUUAUUGCAUGUUUGCAAAGAUAGUGUUCAUUUCUUGUCUGUGAUCAGUUAAUUAGUUUGAUUAGGAGUUUAAUCUCGCCAAUGCAACUUUAGAGUUUGGCCUUUCAGUGCAGAAAUCUGUCACUAUAAGCACAUCUUGGUACAGAUCUAUUCAAAGACAGUUCAGAGACAGAGGAAAAGUUUCAUUUAAUACAAAACAAGAUGCAUGCCAAAUCCAACAAUUUAGAGUUAACCAUACCAGGUUUGGCCACAGGGGUUUCUCAUUGUUGAUGCCAGUACAUUCAUUUUCACACUUGAUCGCAGACAUAAUCCCUCCGAGUUGGUGAUACCACAUGCACACUGAAAUCAAAUGUCACACUAGAACCUCGGGGCAUUUUGCAAUACUCUAGUUGCCAUUACAUGUUUGUUGGGAGAAUGCAUUCUCGUGGUUGCACCACAUAUUACUGGAGCAAAGACUUCAGAUGAUGUGUAAAAUCGGUGAAACUUGAAUAUUGGUAUCCUUUAUCCUAUAAACAGUGAAAUUUUACAUGUACACAUCAACAUCUAUAAGCCCUGUACAUGGUUGCCAUAGUGAUGGUAAUACAAUGCCCUUUGAUGUUUACUUCCUAUCAAUUUGUUGUAUCAUCAUCGCCUUGGUUUGUUUCUUCCAUGGAUCUGAGUGGUUUCAUAGACUCUGGGUUUUCAUUUUCUUGUUCAAUCUGCCGUCAUGAUCAAAUGUCCCGACAAAGUUUCAUCAUGUGAAAUAUCUUAACCUCAUGAAAUAUGUAGGAGCUUAAAAAGACAGGAACAUCAGGGUCUGGUACUGUGUUGAUGGCUUAAAGCCAGUUGAGGACCACCUGUAGUAGGCCUAUGUACCUGUCACAGGCCCAUGUGAAAAUUACCUGUCUCCUCUGCGCAACAACCCAUUGGCACAAUAUCUUUUAACUCAAAAGUAUACGUUUUUAUUUUCAUUGUAUUUUAGUUUUAUUAUUAUUUCAACUGUUACAUUGUUAUCAAAUUUUAUUUCACCUGUUAAAUCCACAGCUUUGUUUAGUAGUCUGCACCGUUUCUGGCUUUGUGAAGCUGACAUUUUGAAUAUACAUCCCACAGACAGUACUUGGAUAGUGUGGGAUGUUAUGAAUGAAACCCACUCUACACACCUAGUCACAGGUGACGCAGUUAUUGUUACAAAUGUCAUUUUGGAAUGGAAUGAUACACCGACUCAUCAGAGUUCGCACUUAAACAUGGCAUUUGCUACUUAUGGAAAUGUAUAAUCAUGAUAGUUGACCUUUGUUUUAUUUCAUACGACAGUAUGUUGUGCUGUAGAGUUUCAGAGUUAAAUCUGACAUUGCUCUGAUUCAGCAGGGCACAAGCUUAUCACGAGUGGGCUGUUCUUUCCAUUGGCAAAAUGGAAUUUGUAAUCUUUAUGACAAGUGGUCAUUUCUGAUCAAUGUAUGAAACAAAGUUUUAUGUUGAAUUCAAAAGAUGUUUUCCUUGUCUUCAUUUGGUUUUACAUUCUGUAUUAUCUGUUAAUAUUUUUCAAUCAGACCAUCCUUGACCGUGGUUAGGAGUAGAAUUUGUGUAAGUUCAAGUUUUUAGUUAAGAUUCAAUUGAGGCCAAGCACUGACAGUGGUGCCAUCUGAAGUGUAUAUCUUGAACUGUUUAUAUAUUAGAAAAUUAUGCACUUAUAUCUAGUCACCCACCGAAUGUGAAUUCACCUUAGAUGUACCAAUAGUCUUAAAUGCACUUGGACCAUCCUUUGUGGACCCCUGACUUGAAGUUUGAAAUCACCAUGCCCAUGCUGUUACUCUGAUACCCUUUCAUAUCGAACGAGGGACAAGUUGACUUGUGAUUAUAUGGCUAUGUCCCCUUAUCUGUGCUAAUAGUGUCUUACUUCCACAUAAAUAGAUGUCAACAAUACGAUGCUUUUGCACCUAAAAUCAACGUGAUCUGUGGCUACAAGUGUGAGCCCAGUGAGGUCCCCCUUAUUGACCCUCUAAUGAGUUAUCCUGCGAGGGCACUGUUUAUAACUGAAUAGAAAAUGGGACUUGGCUCUGUGUCCAUAUUGAGAGGUGUUCGUUUGACUGAGGUGUCCACAAUAGUUGGUUCAUCUGCAUAUUAUCAAAAGUAAUGUAAAGUACGGGUAUGAUCCUGUACCGUUAAGAUCCUUAUGAAGUGUUUAGAGUAAUGUUGCACUGAAUCUGUAGAUAGUCAGAGUCAUGUUUAAUGAACCAUGUUAUGUAUAGAGUUGUGUUGAGAGGAAUAAACAGAUAAAAUGAA
Molecule: messenger RNA, 11509 nt
Organism: Lineus longissimus
Lineage: Eukaryota; Metazoa; Nemertea; Pilidiophora; Heteronemertea; Lineidae
Product: protein stoned-B-like
Exons: 5
Coding region: 1350-5261 (1303 amino acids)
Biological process (GO): regulation of endocytosis; synaptic vesicle endocytosis
Cellular component (GO): synaptic vesicle; clathrin-coated vesicle
Molecular function (GO): clathrin-cargo adaptor activity
Source: RefSeq, a predicted model, not a curated record